Molecule: messenger RNA, 2073 nt
Organism: Diutina rugosa
Lineage: Eukaryota; Fungi; Ascomycota; Pichiomycetes; Serinales; Debaryomycetaceae
Gene: SLM2
Product: phosphatidylinositol 4,5-bisphosphate-binding protein
Exons: 1
Coding region: 1-2073 (690 amino acids)
Source: RefSeq, a predicted model, not a curated record
AUGUCAUCCAACCCGCUCCACGUGUCGAUCCCCUACACGUUCAACUCGGCGGAGGAGUACCCCACGGAAAUCCUCGCCGAGCGGUUCCAGGCGUGGCGCUCGAUCAUCAAGGACCUCGUCGUCUACCUCAAGGAGUUUGUUCUGGUACAGGAUGAGAUUGUCCACCAGCAGAAACGGCUACAGCAGGUCGUCGGCCAUCAGAACGAAAUCACCGGCUCCCUGGACGACCCCCAGAAUUUCUUCUUGCCCCUCGGAAAUGGAUCCAUUCACGACUUGCCGCUAAUCUUGCUGCGGUUCCACGAACAGAACAUCGCCAAUGGCCAGAAGACUUACCGUGAAGUCCAGUCACUGAUCAUCCCCAAGCUCGAAGGGUUGCGCCACGACUUGUUGCUCAAAAUCAAAGAAAUCAAAAACUUGCAUUCCGAUUUCAAAAACAACCUCCAUAAAGACUUGCUCGAGACGAAAAAUGCCCUCAGCAAUUUUAAUCAGGUCAUGAGCCAGAGUGCCGGCGAAAAUGUCCACGUUAUAUCCGACAAACUGGGGGACCCGUACCUCGCCAAGGCACGCCUCGAUGCCGUGCUCAAAGCUCAAAUCAAAGAAGAAAACUAUCUCUACCAAGCAUACCAAAACCUCCAGGAACUGGGGGAAAAGUUGGAACAAAUUGUCGUUGGCGAAAUCCAACAGCUCUUGGGCCAAUUCGUCACCCUCAUCACCACCGAAGCCCUGACCAUCCCCAACUACUUGGCCCCGAAUUUAGUGAAAGGGUUCUUGGCCAAAGACCCCAAAUUUGAAUGGGAUCUGUACAUUCUGCGCAACCUCCCACAACUGCUGCUGAUCAGCAACAACAUCAGUCUGGGUAAAUUCAUCGAUUUGAGUUAUCCCGCCCGUAAACUUCUGGAAAUCGAUGUCCCACAUCACGACCUGGUGGUGGCGAUGGCGGUGCGCGAGGGUCAAUUGGAAAGGCGACUGAAGUACCUUAAGCUGUACUCACAAGGGUGGUAUGUCCUUACUUGCAACUUUAUCCACGAGUUCAAGACUCGCGACCGCAGAAAGGACCCUAACCCCGCGAUGCUGUUGUCGCUCGACAGCUGUACCGUCACCGAGCACUCCAAGGAUGGUCCCCAAGGGCCCUACAAGUUCGUUCUUCUGCUGAAGCUGACGCUGGGGCUCAUGCAUCGCAACCACAACUUGGUGUUCCGCUGCUCCACCUAUAAAGAGAUGAUUGGUUGGUACCAAGACAUCAAGCUGUUGCUGAUGAUCCCUCUGCUGGCAGCCAGAGUGAAGUGGGUAGAAAAGAACAAGGAACGGCCACAACCUCAACGCCAACUGCGACUGCCGCUGGUAUUGCUGGGUCGAUCCGUGGCGGGGCAGAAUCUGGUGAAGCCUCGGGCUCUGAUUGAUUCUCACCGGCUGCUGGUGCACCAGCGCCCCCUCUCUCAAACGACGCUGAUUGCUAACGCCAACCGCUUGCUGCUGACUUUCCUGCAAAAGCACAACGAGCUGCCCCGGUUGCUGAACAUGAUCAAUCUGGAUGGCACCGCCAUCACUCCCGUUGACACGGUGGCACUGGACCCCCGUAAACCUGAAGUUGGCCAGCGGCAACUGAUGCCGAUGCAACCGCUGAUGUCCCACGCACUGACCAUCCCUCUUAACGGACCGAUGAUGGGGCAAACAUACUACGAUCAAUCCCAAGGUCAGUACUACACCAUCACCCCGGUGGCGAUGCCUCAAGCGCAGCCGGUAGCCGUGCAUGCGGUGCAGCCCAACGUCCUUUCGACGUCACCGCAACAGAUAGGGCCGGUGUCGCCUCAGCUUAUGGCUAUGGGUCGUCCCGGGUCGCCGUCGUACUUUUUCCCGCAAUACGUGGCCCCCCAGAUGGUGCAGCAGCAGCAAGCGCCGUACCCCACUUCGGACCACAAUGGCAACAGGUCGGUGCUGACGCUUGGUAGCCCGCGGGUCGACGACGACACGUUUACGGAAAACCACAAGUUGAAUCUGAAUGACAUCAAGAGCGACCGCAUCAGUUUGCUUGAUACUGGCAACAUCGACAUCGUUCUGCAGAGAGAGGUUUAG